UAUUAAAUUAAAUAUCAUUAAACAUUUGAGUUCAGAAUUGGUUUCAUUGUUAUCAUCAUCAUUACUAACAUUGGUACUUACAAGCAACACAACUGGAACACUAACAUUGAUCAUUCAUUAAAUGAGAUGAAACCACAACUAACCUCUCAAAUCAAACCUCGUCGUUUUCCUUCUCAUGCUAUGCUCUUUAUUUUCACUCUCUUCCAUUUUUUUUUAUCAUAGUACUUAUCAUGUAAAACAAAAACCAUUUUUUUUUUCUUUUUCUCUGCUUUCAUGUUUCCCGCUUCCUGAAUUGUAUGAAAUGUUUCUCAGUUUCUCUUUUUUCUCUGUCUUCAAAGUUGUUUCCUUCUAUGCUUUUUGUGUGUGUGUGUGAAUUAUUGGUUACUGUUUUUGCAGACUCACUUUAUUAGAGUUAGCAUCACUUGUGCAUGUUUUUUACCUUUUCUGAUUGCAUUGUUUUCUUUCUCGUUUUCUGUGAAAGUGAUAACAUAGAAGAUGAGUAGCAGAACGCACACCACUCUUCAGCAGGACAAGAUGGAAACAGGAGGGAGAAGGAAAAUGGCUGCACAGAAUACUGUGAAAAAUGGGCGUCGAGAAAGGAAAAUGGCUUUGAUACAAGAUGUUGAUAAGUUAAAGAGGAAGCUGAGACAUGAAGAAAAUGUUCAUAGAGUGUUGGAAAGAGCACUCACUAGACCUUUGGGAGCACUUCCUCGUCUUCCUCCUUAUCUCCCUCCCCAUACAUUAGAGCUUGUAGCUGAAGUUGCGGUAUUGGAGGAAGAGGUGGUUCGAUUAGAACAGAAGGUUGUGAAUUUCAGACAAGGUCUAUAUCAGGAAGCUGUCAACAUUUCCUUCAAGAGGAAUGCAGAAAAUUUGAAUGAUCCAAUGGAGCAGAGUUCCAUCAGAGGAUCCAAACAUCAAAGGUCAAAAUCUUUGACUCAUAGUGAGCUUAAUUCUACUGCCAUUAGGCCUCAGCUUUCUCUUGCCAGAAGUGCUUCUAGUAGCAAGCCUUUUUCUUCUUCCUCGUCAGACAUUGUACACGAUCGCACUAGAAAGCUAGUCAAUAAGAAACAAUUGCAUUCAAAACAAGAUUCAUUAUCAUCAAUUUCGGAAGAGAAAUCUUUUGAAAAGAAAACGGCUAAAGUCAUCCCUCCAGUGAAGAAAUCACCAACCAAACAAGAAUCAGCUGACAAGUGUGUAGAUCACUUGAAGUUGCAGUUGCAGAAGAGAUUAGUAGAUCAGGAAAGAGCCCAAAAUUCCUCAAGUGCUUGUGUAGAAGUUGAUAGCACACCAAAUAGAGUUUCAGAGGAUAUUGUCAAGUGCUUGAGUAGCGUAUUUAUGAAAAUUGGCACAUUCAAGGACAACUUAGGAGAGUCAAAAACACCUCCACGCGAUCCGUAUGGUAUCUGUUCAGUAUCGAAAACUCGAGAUAUCGGUGCGUACAAUAGUUUUUGUGAGAUUGAAGCCUCCACUGUCGAUCUCAACCGAAUGACAAAUGCAGUGUUUCUGAUCCAUAGAUUAAAGUUCCUAUUUGGGAAGCUUGCCUCUGUGAACUUGAAGGGUCUUACUCAUCAGGAGAAACUUGCAUUUUGGAUAAACAUCUAUAAUUCUUGUAUGCUGAAUGCAUAUUUAGAGCAUGGCAUACCUGAAAGUCCUGAAAUGGUUGUUGCACUGAUGCAGAAGGCAACAAUAGUAGUGGGGGGCCACCUGCUCAAGGCAAUUACCAUAGAGCACUUCAUCUUGAGACUUCCUUAUCACCUGAACUUUACCUGUCUAAAAGCUGCAAAAAAUGAUGAGAUGAAAGCAAGAAGCAUAUUUGGUUUGGAAUGGUCUGAGCCUUUGGUUACAUUUGCACUAUCCUGUGGAAGCUGGUCUUCACCUGUGGUAAGGGUGUACACAGCAGCAGAAGUUGAUAAUGAGUUAGAAGCAGCAAAGAGAGAUUAUUUACAGGCAGCAGUUGGCAUUACAAAAACAAACAAGUUAAUAAUUCCAAAGUUACUGGAUUGGUUUUUACUUGACUUUGCAAAGGACAUGGAAUCUUUGUUGGAUUGGGUUUGCCUUCAGCUACCUGUUGAACUGAGAAAGGAAGCAGUUGAAUGCCUUGAAAGAAGGGGAAGACAGCCUCUUUCACAGCUGGUUCAAAUGAUGCCCUAUGACUUCAGCUUCAGGUUGCUUGUACACCAAUAACCCAGUUUUUUAUUUUUUAUUUAUUUAAAAAUAUUUGGACAACCACAAGUAACCCAGUGAGAGGUGCUGUUUGUGAAUCAAUUCUUCAAUCGGCUUUGGUGUAGUGGAUUUUGUAAAUUAGAUAGUGCACAUAGAAAGUAGAUAGCAAGCAGUGUUUCCUUUGAAGGGUUCACCUUUGUAAACUGUAAUAAGGUUCUUACAAGUAUAGAUUCUAUAGGAAAAUUUUCUCA
Cicer arietinum (chickpea) is the source of this 2414-nucleotide messenger RNA. RefSeq lists its product as uncharacterized. The record is from RefSeq and is a predicted model, not a curated record. Lineage: Eukaryota; Viridiplantae; Streptophyta; Magnoliopsida; Fabales; Fabaceae.